This is a messenger RNA of Odobenus rosmarus divergens (Pacific walrus), 1416 nucleotides long. It is a transcript of the gene ARPC1B, whose product is annotated as actin related protein 2/3 complex, subunit 1B, 41kDa. Lineage: Eukaryota; Metazoa; Chordata; Mammalia; Carnivora; Odobenidae. The record is from RefSeq and is a predicted model, not a curated record. Gene Ontology annotation, molecular function: actin filament binding. Bases 98 to 1132 code for a protein of 344 amino acids. The transcript is spliced from 10 exons. Gene Ontology annotation, biological process: Arp2/3 complex-mediated actin nucleation. Gene Ontology annotation, cellular component: Arp2/3 protein complex; actin cytoskeleton.
GAGGAAGUGGCUGCGGCGCCGCGCGGGGCCCAGAGCCGGUUCGGCGCGUCGACUGCCCAGAGUCCGCGGCCGGGGUGCCCCGAGGAAUUGAGCGGCCAUGGCCUACCACAGCUUCCUGGUGGAACCCAUCAGCUGCCACGCCUGGAACAAGGACCGCACCCAGAUUGCCAUCUGCCCCAACAACCACGAGGUGCACAUCUAUGAGAAGAGCGGGGCCAAGUGGGUCAAGGUGCACGAGCUCAAGGAGCACAAUGGGCAGGUGACAGGCAUCGACUGGGCCCCCGAGAGCAACCGAAUCGUGACCUGUGGCACAGACCGCAAUGCCUACGUGUGGACGCUGAAGGGCCGCACGUGGAAACCCACCCUCGUCAUCCUGAGGAUCAACCGCGCUGCUCGCUGUGUGCGCUGGGCCCCCCAGGAGAACAAGUUCGCUGUGGGUAGUGGCUCCCGUGUCAUCUCCAUCUGCUAUUUUGAGCAGGAAAAUGACUGGUGGGUGUGCAAGCACAUCAAGAAGCCCAUUCGUUCCACUGUCCUCAGCCUGGACUGGCACCCCAACAACGUGCUCCUGGCCGCAGGCUCCUGUGACUUCAAGUGCAGGAUCUUCUCGGCCUACAUCAAGGAGGUGGAGGAGCGGCCAGCACCCACCCCAUGGGGCUCCAAGAUGCCCUUCGGGGAGCUGAUGUUUGAGUCUAGCAGUAGCUGCGGCAGGCUCCCCGCUGACGUCGCGACUCUGGCCUCUGAAACGCUGCCGCUGCUGGCCCUGACCUUCAUCACCGACAACAGUCUGGUGGCAGCGGGUCACGACUGUUUCCCGGUGCUGUUUACCUAUGAUGGCACCACAGGGACGCUGAGCUUCGGUGGGCGGCUGGACGUGCCCAAGCAGAGCUCGCAGCGCGGCCUGACGGCCCGAGAGCGCUUCCAGAACCUGGACAAGAAGGCGAGCUCGGAGGGCAGUGUGGCCUCGGGCGCUGGCCUGGACUCGCUGCAUAAGAACAGUGUGAGCCAGAUCUCGGUGCUCAGCGGGGGGAAGGCCAAGUGUUCCCAGUUCUGCACCACAGGAAUGGAUGGUGGCAUGAGCAUCUGGGACGUGAAGAGCUUGGAAUCAGCCUUGAAGGACCUCAAGAUCAAAUGACCCAUGAGGCAUAGGUGGCCCUCAUCCCAGCUGCUGGGGGAGGGGGUCAGGGAGGCUAAGGAUUGCUUUGCUGAAUGUUUGUAGGGUAGCAGUCUGGGUCCCCCGGGGACUGCUCCAGCCGGGGGGGUGGGGGGAUGGGAGGGGAAGCUUUUCUGACCUAUUGAAGGAACAGGUGCCUUAUUCUUAUAAAGAGCUGCUUUCAUUUGUUAAAAACAAAAAUGUUCUCAAAGCACUGUGCUGGUCAUGAGCUGCAACAACGUGGGUGUAAUAAAAAAGCAAUCUUA